UUUCUUGCGGAACAAGUUUUCGUCAGGUGACCCAGUAAAUCUAGGAAAUUUCUGCUGUUUGCAGUUUAUCCAUUGGUGAAUGGGAUGGGUCCGCCUCUGUUGCCGAUUUUCUCAUUUGUUCAUGCUGUUUUUUGAAGCCAAGUGAACAGACACUAUGCCAGGAGGGAAGUCAGAGAGCAGCAGGUACUAUGAGAGUUCCCCGAAUGGAGGAAAGGAUCCACAGCGUGAUCGAGACCAUCCUAGGAAUAAGAGGAGAGAGGGGGACAGGACAGACCAAAGAGACAAUCAACAAUACAGGGAGGAGAGAGAGCCAAGACAUGACCGGAGGAAUAAAGACAGAGAUUACCCCGACAGACAGAGGGACACCCCACCUUACAUGGACUCAACCGAACGCCAAGAAACGUACACUCCUUCUGCUGUGCCCCCUGCAGAAAUGGACCAUUAUGAACCACAGUCCAGAGAAGCACUUUACAACCUAAAAUACCUUUUAACAUCAAGAGGGUUGUGCCAGGCAAUGGACCUCUUUAUAAACUUGCUGAUUGUCAUCUGCGCCGGAGUGUCGUACAAUGCAUCGGGGGGCUAUCGGGACCUGGCCAGCCUCGGGGGGCUUUACGCUUACUACUUUGGGGGUGCCAAUGCCUUCACGGGCACGGAGGCAGAGAGGGUGAAGGAGCUGGACACCUUGUUCUACCAGCUCAAGCUGCCUCCCUACAUCUUCAGCAUGGCGUGCGGCGGGGCGCUAAUGGGCUACAGCUGCGCCCUGCUCCUGCUGGGGGUCUUUCGCGUGCCCUACCGCUGGCCCGGCGUGCUGCUGGUGGAGGCGGUGCUGGACGGCCUGAUCGGCCUGGGCUACAUCCCCGCGCUGGCCUUCUACUUCAUCAAGCUCCAGGAGACCUACAACUCCGCCAUCUGCAAGGAGAGGGAGGAGCUGUACAAGAGCAAAGGGCACCAGGGCUUUGAGUGCAAGCUCCACGGGGCGGACAUCGCCGGGGGGCUUUUUGGGGUGCUGGGGGUCAUCGCUUUCUCCUUCAGCGCGGUGCUGGCCAUCCGGGCGUUCAGGGCAGUGCGAGAGAGGAAAAAGCGCAAGGCCCAACAGGACAUUUAAAAUGGGCUUCCUCCCCUAAUCCUUACAGCUGGUAGAACUACAUGGUUAAAAGAUUGAAACAUUUGCCACUAGAGGUGGGAUUUAGAACCAACGUCUGAUCUGAGGACAUCUAUAGGAACCUUUCAUAUCUAAUGGAAAGACUGUUGGAGGUAUGAGUCUGGCAGUUAAACUGCAGGCACUGUUUUUUUCACUGUUAUUUUAUUUCAAAAGUGUACUUUUAAAAAAUAAAUACAUACUUAUUAGUCAAAGGUUCACCUCCGAUUAACUUUUAAGCCAGAGGGUAUCAAUGGCUACCAUCACCCUCUAACUUCUACUUGUUUGUACGCUGUAAAGAUUUUUAAAUGUGAUCAUUUUAAAAUGUAAAAUUUUUUUCUCAUUUGUAUGAACAAAUUUAAG
Molecule: messenger RNA, 1501 nt
Organism: Anguilla anguilla (European eel)
Lineage: Eukaryota; Metazoa; Chordata; Actinopteri; Anguilliformes; Anguillidae
Gene: marveld3
Product: MARVEL domain containing 3
Exons: 4
Coding region: 155-1105 (316 amino acids)
Cellular component (GO): membrane
Source: RefSeq, a predicted model, not a curated record